Messenger RNA from Strigops habroptila (Kakapo), 2440 nucleotides. RefSeq names its product UAP56-interacting factor-like. Gene Ontology annotation, molecular function: mRNA binding. Lineage: Eukaryota; Metazoa; Chordata; Aves; Psittaciformes; Psittacidae. The record is from RefSeq and is a predicted model, not a curated record. Bases 342 to 1259 code for a protein of 305 amino acids. The transcript is spliced from 9 exons. Gene Ontology annotation, biological process: mRNA export from nucleus.
CGCCUGGUUUCCUUGAUGGGCAUAAAAGCACAAUCGCAAUCUGAUGGAGAGUCCCUCCCCAGCAUCCUUGUAGCCCCCUUCAGACACCGGACGCUGCUCUGAGGUCUCCACGCAGCUUCUCUUCUCCAGGCUCAACAGCCCCAACAUGUCCCUGUGGAUGUCACAGACCGCCGGGAUGAGCGGGGAGGCUGCGGGGAGCCCCCGGGGUGCAGCGGGGCAGGGAGCGGCGCAGGGGCAGAGCUGGGGCCCGGGGUGCGCGGGGCGGGGGCCGGUGGCGGGGCCGGGCCGGGCCGCACAUUCCGGGCAGGCGCACUGGGCGGCGGCGGCAGCCGGUCGGAGCCAUGGAGGCGGCGGGGCCGCAGCCGGGGCCGGUCGCUGCGGCGGGGCCGGAGCCGGGGGCCGAGGAGAUCGACAUGUCCCUGGAUGACAUUAUAAAACGUCACCGAAAAGAGCAGACGGACACCAGUGCCGUGGGGGACGGGCGAAGGCAGCAGGUCAAGACCAGGAACUCGGUGUACGGGUACGGGCGGCCCCGCUUCCGUGCCUGGAUGCAGAGGAAUUUGCAAGGACCUGCCCGUUUUAGAAGAGGGUUUGGACAACAACAAUUCAACCGGAGACAAUUCAGGAAUGCUGUGCCCGGUCCCAGGAGAAGAGCAGCUGCUGCAUUGAAUGGAGUGAGCCCUUUAAAUCGCCAGGCAUCGGCUCCAGAGGGCAACACGAACAACGACUCUUUCUCCAAGAGCAGCAGCAGCAGCACCGUGCAGGCAGAGGGACAGCGACGGCCACCCCCAGGCCCCAGGAGGUUCAGAGCAGCCGCUGCCAGUGCCCAGGCCGCAGGGAGAAGCAGACCUUUCCGGCUGAACAGGGCACCAGCCUUCCAGCAGAAGCGGAUGCAGCAGCGGUUUCUCAAAGCCAAAUUUCAGAGAGGGCAGAUGGAUGCUGAUGGCGACAGGAAACCCCCGCGGAUGAGAAGGUGGCAAGUGAAACCCAGCCCUGGAGCAGUUCUGACGGUGUCUGUGGCCAAUCCCCAGGCAGGCCAGGCCGGCCCGCCCGGAUCCAAGCGCCCGUUCCUGCGCAGCCGGAGGCCGCCGCCACGGGCAGCCAAGCCCCAGCCCAAGGGGGUGCUGCUGAGGUUCAACUUCCGCGCCAUGGCCAACCAGGUAGAGGAUGGUCGACGGGACAGGCGGCACCCUGCACCCUGCAGCAGCCCUGCCGCUAACCUGGUCACGCCAUGCUCAGACCAGCCUGACGCUGGAUGAGAGGUUCUCUGGUCUGAGGAAUAAGAGGCGCUUUACAGCAGCCAGGAGCGCCGGCCGGACGGUCACCAUGCCCUAGCACCGCUCCUCAGGGACUGCCCUCACAGUCCAGGCCCCGUAACGGGCAGCUCAAUAAAGCUCAAUAGAUUUAUUUCCUCUAAGAUAGCUACUUUGGCAACGCGCUGUCUCCUUCCUUACACGCAGGGCGAAUGAGCGAGUGAGGGCAGGUACGAGGCAGGAUGAGAGCUGGGGCCGGAGCACAGGAGCGGGGUGAUGGAUGGGGACGAGUGGAGGUGGAUUCGCUCUGCUGCAGAUCCACAGGGCUGCCACCAGCCCUGUCACCCUGUGCUGCCCUGCAAGAAGGAACAGGGACCAGCUCCAAGCCAUACCCAUGGAGCUUUCCCUGUGUUGUUCCAUGGGUGGGAAGGAUUGAGGGCACAGCCUGCCCGCACUGGGUUCAGAGCAGGCAGCAGAGCACGGAGGGAGGUGCCGCAGCAGUGGCACCAGUGGGAUGCCCCAGCUGCCGCAUUCCCCAGCAUCCACCUCAUCGCCCAGUUUGUUCCCUGUGCUGGAGGCGUGCUGUGUCAGACCCUCCAUCCUGAACACGUCUCGCUCUGCCCCGACGGUCAGGCCUGAGCACCUUGUGUUUCUCUUUGGUUUGCUGUGCUGUGGUGGCCGCUGCUGCGGCCCGGUUGCAGGGAUGGGGUGGGACAUGCGGUGCUGCCGGGGGGACUGUCCUCGGCAUGGAGCACACACAGGCUGCCCCGGCCCCAGGCAGGUUUUCCAGUAGUUGUGCAUUAGGGAUUUGGUAGGUGCAGCUCCACCCGUGCUGAAAGCACCAGCACGAUCAAACCAGCAGCUGCCGGAGGGACACAGGGCUGCCAGCACCCGGAAACAUGGGCUGAGAUGUUAAUCGUCGUUAACCAUGUCCUGCGCCAACCAUGAGUCACGGAUCCAUUCUCCAGCCACUGCUGCAACCCAGCACCAAACACUGGACACAGCCUGGCGCUGGGCUCGGAGCUACACUCGUUAAAGUAAAUACUUGAUAGGCUGCUUUACAUGUUACACCAGGCGUCUAACAGGAGACUGGGCUUGGCUGGUUCAUAGCAAUGUGUGAGAUGCUGUUAGUGACAAAGCGGCCAUGUACGAGUCCAAUGCACUGAAUAAAACACUAACCUGUUCAA